Messenger RNA from Pristis pectinata (smalltooth sawfish), 4292 nucleotides. Its product is annotated as zinc finger protein 239-like. Gene Ontology annotation, molecular function: RNA polymerase II cis-regulatory region sequence-specific DNA binding; DNA-binding transcription factor activity, RNA polymerase II-specific. The transcript is spliced from 3 exons. Gene Ontology annotation, biological process: regulation of transcription by RNA polymerase II; central nervous system development. The record is from RefSeq and is a predicted model, not a curated record. The coding region runs from base 262 to 1713 and encodes 483 amino acids. Gene Ontology annotation, cellular component: nucleus. NCBI's taxonomy places the organism in Eukaryota, Metazoa, Chordata, Chondrichthyes, Rhinopristiformes, Pristidae.
GGUUUACGCUUGAGUGACAGCAGGAGGCGGCGCGCGGGCCCCGAGACGGUUGACGGUUUGCUGGCGGAGUGGGCUCCCUCCGUUUCCGGUCGGUGGCCCAGAGCGGCGAAGACCCGGUGCGGGGGUGAUCGCAGGGCGGGGCUUGUGCGCUGGACGCGAGGAGCGGCCGGUUGUCGAAAGUCGGCGCUGGACACCGGCGGACAAAGAAAGUACUGAGGCAGAGUUUCAGCCUGUGAACUCCAAGGGAGGCAGAACAAGACAAUGGAUCCUGAAAGGCCACCAGAACCUGUUAGUGUGAACACUGGAGAGAGCGAAGAGGAUCCAAAGAAGGCUGUGGGUUCCGAAGAGUCAGCGCCAGCAGAGCCCGAGUCAGAGCCUGCGGACAUCAAAGAAGAUAAGGAGAGGCAGAAUAGGACAAAGGAAGAUGAAAGACAACCAUCACAGCCACAGAUCAGGGCAUUAGAAGAAGAGGAUUUCCAGACAGGAGACUCCAAUGAAUCAUCACAUCAAGAUCCAUCAGAGUCGCUUGAUUCUUCAGGACCAGAAUAUCAUCGUCCAUUGAACAUGGAAGGAGAAAUGUUUGUCUGCUCUGUAUGUGGGAAACGAUUUAAAACAUUAGUAUGGAUGGAAAAGCACCGAGACACACACACAAGAGGAAGAGUGUUCCAGUGUUCUGACUGUGGAAAGAGUUUUAACCAGUUGCAUAGCCUGAGAAAUCACUGCAACAUUCACAGCCAUGAAAAACCAUACACCUGCUCUAUAUGUGACCGGACCUUCAGUGGGUCAGACAGCUUGAUGAUGCACAAGUGCAAUGAUACAGGAGAGCAACCCUAUAAAUGUGGUGUCUGUGGGAAGGGGUUCAGUUAUCCAUCAAAGCUGGAGACUCACUGGCGCAGUCACACAGGCGAAAGGCCCUUCAGUUGCUCAGUGUGUGGAAAGAGGUUCACUCAGACAUCCAACCUUCUGACGCACCAGCGCAUUCACUCUGGGGAGAGACCUUUCACCUGCUCGGUAUGUGGAAAAGGAUUCACUGGUUCAUCCAACCUGCAGAUACACCAGCGCACUCACACCGGGGAGAGACCAUUCAAUUGCUCCCUGUGUGGAAAGGAAUUUACUCAAGCAUCCAGUUUACUUACCCACCAGCGCAUUCACACUGGGGAGAGGCCAUUCACCUGCUCCAUGUGUGGGAAGGGAUUCACUCGGUCCUCGCACCUUCUGACCCACCAGCGCAUUCACACUGGGGAGAGGCCUUUCACCUGCUCUGUGUGUGGGAAAGGAUUCACUCGGUCCUCGCACCUGGUGACGCACAGACGAGUUCACACUGAUGACCGGCCCUUUAAAUGCUCUGAGUGUGGAAAGACUUUUAAGGGCUCUGAAGAACUUAUGAAACAUCAACGUAUUCAUACUGAUGAAAGGCCAUGUGGUUGCACCCUCUGUGGGAAGAGGUUCAGGCAGUUGUCCCACUUGCUUACUCACCAGCGAGUUCACACUGGGGAGAGACCAUUCAGCUGUUCCAUAUGUGGGAAAGAAUUUACUCAGUCCUCCCAUCUUCUAAGGCAUCAGCGACUUCACAGUGGGGAGAGGCCUUUUAUCUGCUCCACAUGUGGGAAGGACUUCACUCAGUGGGCUGAUUUACUGACACACCAGUGUACAGCGACCAAUCAGGCACAGCCAAACACAGAACCAUUGGUCUUCCUUCAGUUCCAGGUAUAAAUUCGUUAAUGAUCAGCAUGAAGUCAAGAUUGUCUAAGAACCCAGAGGUGCUGAGAGUCGCCAUAUGAAUGCAACUCUUUUGUUCAGAUCCAACAAGUUGUAUUUCUGCAGUGCCUCUGAUGUUUAAUCAAAGAUCCCAAGGUCCUUAUAGUUAACAAGUACUGAAUAAUUAGGAGAGACAGAUUAGAAGGCCUGAAUAGAGACGUGUGUUUUGAGGAGGGUUUUGUCUGGGAGAGAAUUCCCAAACAUAGGACCCAUAUGCCUAAAGAGCAGGCCCCCAGUCAUGGAGCAAAGGAAGGUGGGAACCACAAGAGGGCAGAGUCGGGAAUGGCGCAUCUGUAGGAAAGUGGAACCAGAAGUGUAGCGUCGGGUGGAGUGUUAGCACUGAGGACUUGAAAUGUUUUGGUUUGGGAAGCCAAUGGAAGUUCAUAAUAGAUCGGAGGAAUAUUUAGGAGGAUAGCUUUUCACUCAGCACAAUGAGAAUAUGUUACAUUUGAGACUGAAUCCACACAAGGAAAUGGGAAUAGAAGGAAAAAUGGAAAAAAUGGGCAAAUGUUAUUAAAUGGUGAGGAAUCUCAUCAGCUUAGACUAGUUCAGCCUACUUUGUGCAUAAAAAUGAAAAUACCCAGUGAACAGCAGUUAACGUGAGAUCAGAAGAAGUUGAUCCCAUUUUUGUUCUUGCAUGUACCUCUGUGAGGCACUGUGGGAUGAUUUUUCUCCAUUGCUGGCACAAUAGAAAUACAAAUUGCUGGAAGUUCCUGAUGCUAAUUUCUUCAAGGAAGUGAUUCUGAUAACUGUAAAAUGCAGUGUACCUCGACUUUCAGGUUUUUGACAAAGUAACACAUGAAAGGCAUCAUGUAAAGAACAAAACUGUGGGAAUUCCAAGGGUGGAUAAGAACCUGACUGACAUUGGUAUUCAUUGGAGGAGUUGUCACACUGUGAGAAGUUCUGAAUGGAUUCUUCAGGGGCUUCAAAUUGGGGCCAUUGCUGUUGCUAAUUUCCAUCAAUGACUUGGAUUCAAAAUGUCAGUGCAACAUGUUGGAAUUGCAGAUGAUGAUGACCUGCACGGUUCAGUGAAAUCCAAGAUGCCAGCUGAGAAGUGGCUGUAGGUGUAGGUGAUGGAACAUGGAUGAACGUGUAGGUAGAUAGAGUAUGGAAUUUGAUGAAGACAAGUAACCCAGGAAUGUACAUAGUCUGGAGGAAUGCAGAAAAUGGUGCUAAAGAUGAAAGGCCAAAAAUUAAACUCAAUGUGUCCAACAAAUGUAGAACAGAUGCCUGUAAGAUGUUGAUCUCCAGAGCUCAAACAAGACAAGUGAGUGCUCUGGUCAUACCACACAUUAAGUGCUGUGACCAGUUGAAACUUGGGCAAGGGUUCAGUGCUGCCAUAGUGUCAGAUGGCUGAGCUAUGAGGAAAUAAGGAAGCCAGCUUGAGAGUAUGGUGUUUCCAAUGUGACUUUAUUGCUCUUUACCAGUUAGGAAGGAAUAGAGGAUCUAAAUUGACUGCUACUUUCAAUGGCAACUAGGACAUGGAUUUGCAGGAUUAAAAAUGUUUCAGUAGGGGGGUGGGAUUAUUUCACAUGGAGUAACUGACAUACUGAACAAACCACCUAAAUGAAAGAGGAGGUGAAAACAUACGAUGGCUUGAGGCAAUGGUUGCUGUGGUGUGGGUCUGCACCACCUGAAACUCAACUCCAGGAGCUGGAUUUUACUGUUGGACUAAUCUGUCUUCAUUCUGGCAUUUGGGGAUAGUUUUGGCUGAUAGCACAAAUCACUAAAUGGGCUGGACAUUCAUGUACUGGGAAAAGAGCAAAUCUACCAGUUUUCUUUUGAGAACUUGUCUGGUCCUUGAUCUCUCUGAAGUAAAAUGGAGGUAACAGCAACAGACAAAGGGAGGGACAGAGGCUGCAGUGCAGUGCAUAAUACACGCAGCUUGUCAGGGGUAAGGGGUGUUGUGGGAUAGUUACUACUGUAAAGGAGGCAGUGCAGAAACUAACAUGGGCCAUUACUUGGCAGAAGGCUUUGAACAUCUCAUGUGAAAGCUGGCCAGUACAGAUAUAAGUACUAACAUCCAUGUUAUGAAUGUAUUUAUGGCGCAGGAUAACACAACGUAGAUUAGGUGAAAGCUCGAGCAGGAGCUAUCAGUUUAAUGCCGUUAAAGGGGGAUCUACGUUAACAAUAACAGCCUAGUAUGGAAGCAGUAUGUCUGGUUUGUGUUACUAAUAUCCUGGAAAAAGUGUGAAUGUUUAUUAUUGUGCAAGUUUCUUAUUGUCUACUGGUAAGACAUGAAAUCUAUUACUUUCUAGUGAUGAUGUAGUAUAUGCUGUACCUCAUUGCCAGCUGGUGCAGUAGCAUAUGAAAGCAUCACAUGAGAAUAAUCUUGGGAUUGACAUGUUCAGACCAUGCCACCUGAUAUUGCAUAGAAACUAUUUGUAAAUAUGAACUGUUUUCAGUAGUUUUGUAUUCAGUGCUGACAGCUCGCUUGAGAUGGAAGUUCACAUGCUCCAAUGGAUAUCCUGUUUGUAAGCAUAUAGGCAUAUAGAAUGCUUGUACUUUGUCUAUUCAAUAAACCAAGUUGAUUU